AUGACACCAUUUACUCAUUACUUGGAACAUGAAUCUCCAAAAAUGAGGAUAAUGGAGUUUGGAGCAUAUGGAUUGGUGGUGAUGAAGGGUUUAAUUUGGAGAUUCAAAGUGUGUGCUACUAGAAUUAGCUUUGUCACAGAUUACCACUUAGGAGUAUCCGUCUGGAUAUUCCAACAGGAAUUACUUAAUUGCGAGAGAAUCGGGACAAAAACCAGGGUUGAUGAUGAGAAGCUGUAUGGUAUAUUUAUAGACCUAGAGAUGAGUACAGCUAUGGAGGAAUGCAUUCUACUUGCGUUGCAGGCGGUUGCUGCAGUUCGAGUUUCAUUAGAAUCACCUUUUGAAAUUACCAGUCAAUCAAGCAAUAGGCUGUCAAAACGAUCACCCGUUAGAUUGCGUGGUGAUAUCACAAAAUGUUACACAAUUAAAUCCAAUGUUAAUGGAGUUGAUUUGGGUUUACUAGUCGAUUCAACAAUGUCUGAUACAAUCGUACCACUUUCUAGUUCAAAAAAUAGCGUAGGUUUGACUCCACAACACACUCCAAAUGGGGAACCCGUUAUUAUAGAUUACAGAGGCAAAGAGUACAGAGGAAUUAGUUCCGAUGCAGUUGUGACGAUUCUGGGUACUGGAAUAACUGACAUCAAUUUACCAGUAAUAGCAGUUGAAAAACAAUCGGCACGUCUAGCUGGUAUCGAUCCAAACUUUGAUGGAGUAUUCGGGUUUGGUUAUCCCUCGUUGUCAAAGCAUCAUCCACCAACCACUGUGUUGGAUACUUUGUACAGCAAUAAUGUCAUUCCUAAUAACGAGAUUGGUAUUCAACUAUGUCCGUAUGGCAUGCGUUCAAAAAGCUUCAUCAAUAUAGGAAAUACGGAAAUCACUGCAAAAUGUGGAACGGAUGGAAGGAGUGUUGCAUGGGUAAAUUCACCAACAAAUGAUCAUCAUACUGUCAACAUCAAGAGUAUACUAGUCAAUGACGAACCAGUGGAUCUGCCCGAGGAAUUCCAGCAAGUUGUCAAAGAUGACCAUACUUUGUACUCCGUUGUGGAAACAUGUUCUACAUAUAUGUAUUUCCCUAAAGUAGUCGUGACAGCGUUGGUCAAGGCUAUUGUUGAUAGUGAUGCGAUUACUAUCAAAAAAAAUAUAUUCAAGGACGAACGCAAACUCACCCCGGAAGAAAUUGAUGACAUAUUUUGGAAGCACUAUCUAAUGGUUAGAUCCAAUUUUCAUAUCGAUUGGAUCAAGCUGCCGACAUUUACCAUUACAAUGUAUGCUCAAACCCCCGUAACUGAUGACAAUCACGAUUCCGUCGUAAAGAUCAAAUUGGGUCCCAAAGACUAUAUACAAAGAGUUGAUUAUACACAUAACAUGUUUGCUGUAAAAGUUGGCUCAAAUGACAAAGCAAUUCUUGGUAUACCAUUUAUGACCCAACUUGAAUUGACAUUUGAUUUACAAAAUAUACGCAUUGGGUUUGGUCCUGGAUGUGGAUGUGAAACUGCAAGUAACAGGUAUCCUACUAUUUCAAACGGUGAUCAGGUACUCUGGCCAUUACCACAAUUGCCUGAACAACCAAGUACUUCAAGUUCAGAUGGCAGAUCUGGUCUCAGGAGAUCAUUGUCGCGAUUUGGUAGUAUUCGUCGUGGUAGUAAGCAUUCAAAGGCCACUCACAAGAAAACUGAUGACUAA
Batrachochytrium dendrobatidis JAM81 is the source of this 1680-nucleotide messenger RNA. RefSeq lists its product as uncharacterized. The coding region runs from base 1 to 1680 and encodes 559 amino acids. The transcript is spliced from 6 exons. Lineage: Eukaryota; Fungi; Chytridiomycota; Chytridiomycetes; Rhizophydiales. Gene Ontology annotation, molecular function: aspartic-type endopeptidase activity. The record is from RefSeq and is a predicted model, not a curated record. Gene Ontology annotation, biological process: proteolysis.